GGAACCUUCAGCUGUCAGACUUUGGCCAGCUCAGUGCAGGUUUUGUUAGCAAACUAAAGCGAACUGUCCAGCUUUAUUUAAAGUUGUGCAUUCAUUUUCAAAUAGAUUUUUUUAGCGCGUGAGCUGGUUAUUUGUGUGCUAAGGUUGCACGGGAACUAAUUUCUUGGUUUUAAUCGCUGCUAGAUCUUGCACCGCAAGCCAACGAUCCUGAGCGGGUGUAAGAGUAGAUGCAGGGAGGGAGGGAGUAAAAAAAGGCAAAAGUCUUUGUGCUUCCCUUCCCCCUCAUCAAAGCAAAAGGGAAAUGUCUGUAUCAAAAGGAGGUAAGCAACCACCAGGGAAAAAGAAGAACCCUGGGCUGAGGCUGGCCAAAGAAGUAUUUACAUCUCCCUCACCAGCAGCUGCAGCGCCCCCUCGAGAUCUAGACUCAAAAGCUUUUGUCACAAUAGGAGAUCGGAACUUUGUGGUGAAGGCAGAUGACUUGGAGCUGAUUGCAGAGCUGGGGAGGGGAGCGUAUGGAGUGGUGGACAAGAUGAAACAUGUGCCCAGUGGUGUUAUCAUGGCUGUUAAGAGGAUUCGGGCCACGGUCAACACUCUGGAGCAGAAGAGGCUUCUGAUGGACCUGGACAUCUCCAUGAGGACAGUGGAUUGCUUCUUCACAGUGACUUUUUAUGGUGCUCUUUUUAGAGAGGGUGACGUUUGGAUCUGUAUGGAACUGAUGGACACAUCUUUGGAUAAGUUUUAUAAGAAGGUUAUCGAAAAAGGCAAAACCAUUCCCGAGGACAUCUUGGGCAAGAUCACAGUAGCUAUUGUCAAGGCAUUAGAGCAUCUGCACAGAAACCUGUCAGUGAUACACAGAGAUGUGAAGCCCUCCAAUGUUCUGAUCAACACUCAGGGCCAAGUCAAAAUGUGUGACUUUGGCAUUAGUGGGCACCUGGUGGACUCUGUGGCCAAAACAAUGGAUGCAGGCUGCAAGCCCUACAUGGCGCCUGAGCGGAUCAACCCAGACCUAAACCAGAAAGGCUACAGUGUGAAGUCAGACAUAUGGAGUCUUGGUAUCACUAUGAUUGAGCUGGCCAUUUUGAAGUUUCCCUACGACUCAUGGGGGACCCCGUUCCAGCAGCUGAAACAGGUGGUGGAUGAACCAUCUCCACAGUUGCCUGCAGACCGCUUCUCCCCAGAGUUUGUAGACUUCAUCUCCCAGUGCUUAAGAAAGAAGCCAAAUGAAAGACCAGCUUAUACAGAAUUAAUGGAACAUCAAUUUUUCAAACUGCAUGACUCCAAAGAGACAGAUGUGGCCAGUUUUGUCAAGGCCAUCCUGGACCACUGAUGGGCUCCCUCCAGGCUCCACCUCAUCAGCAUGGGCAGGAGCUGUCAGCAAAUGAACCAAUCGCGAUACAUUUCUUUUUUCUCCCCCCCCCCGUUUUAAAUUUCACUGGAAUGACAGACUGUCAUGCACCCACAUACAACAGGGGGAUGACCCAAAGACUGACAACAGCCCAACAGCACUGGAGUGUGAGAGCAGCAGUAAUAUGAACUUUUAUGGUCAACUGGAGAGGUUUCACUCCUCCUAGCUUCCUGUGCGAGCAGUUAUCCCACAUGACAAAUAUGAACUGAACCUAAUUAGUUGUUUGUCUUGUUUUGCUUUUGCCCCCACCAUCUUUUUUUUUUUUUUGUUUGUUUUUUUUAAUCUCUCUCCAAAACAGACAAGAGCCAGCCAUUGUUUGUUUGUGACACAUAUUGUUUGCAUACUUUGAAUUUCAUCUGCAAAACCAACAGUUAACAUGUAUGUUGUUGUGUAGUGAAAGCUAUAUUUGCAUAUCUGUUUGUAUGUUAUUUCAUUAUACAGAGUUUUGAUACUGUAUCUCGUUGACAUGUGUGAAUUUUACCGGACUAGAGCCUUUUUGUCAGAUCGUAUCAGGUUUGACCGGCUUCUACCCUGAUGUGAUUGGUCAGUACAGGAGCUGUAGCUGUCGCUGGACAGCCUGAGGGAAGUUCUGGGGCUGCAACGAAAACAUAGAAAUGUCAAAGGUCACUUUCUGGGCAGGGGGGCUAAUUCCUAGAGCUGUUGGCGUGAGGCAGGAAUGUAAAGCUUUCCCUAUCAUAAGCGAUCUGUGGUGUUGUUCUCCACACUGACCACUGUAUUCUUCUUUAUUGAUUAUCAGAGUCAGCUCCAGUGUUGAUUGUUAUUACCUGGAAAUAUUCAGGGGUUGCCUAAUCAAGCUUAAAGCUUUAUCAAUUUCUAUGUGCCAUUUUGAAAAUUGUUCUCACGAAUUACUACAUCAAUUGUUUUGUUGUUUUUUUUUUUUUUUUUUCCUGUCCUCUUUUGGACUUGCUCUGGUCUGCAUUUUGAUUUUAUUUCAGUAAAAUGUAAACUUUAUCUCCCCUUUGCCCAUCUUCUCAAAUCUGAAUUCAGCAUUGUCUUUUUGUAAGAGGCACUUAUGUUUUUUAGUUUGAUUGUUAAAGAGAACUUAUUAUGCCUUACAGAGACCGUAUGUUAGGGCUAGGGAAAUAAUUUAUGUGUUGAAAAUGUAAAUAUUAUCUCCUUUUUUAAUGUAACAUGGCACUGUUCCAACCUGUUCCAGUGCAGCUGAGUGGUAGAGUGGUUGGUAUUAGUUUCAAUGCAGUGUGAGACAUGCACACAAACAGUGCACACAGGGCCAGCUGACUGUAUUACACCUAUUUUGGACUGAUGUGCUGUCAGGCUCCACUGCUCAAGUUUCUGCAGCCUAAAAAGAUGUCCCCCCCCACCCUCACCCCAACUUUUUUUUUUCCCCCCCUCCCUUUUCCGCAGGGCAUGCGCUCCUUGAGCGCUGGACCAAGAUUUGCUUAUCAGUCUGUGUUGGGCAGCAAUUAUCUCUUCUGUCAGAUCAUACUAUGCAGAGCCCCCUGGACAGCCAGUAAGAGGCCCUCAUCAUGUGCCCCCCCAAAGUGUUUAGAGACUGGCUAGCACUCAUUGCCUCUAUGGUUUACACUGUAGUGCUACUUUUUUUCAUUUUUUUUUUUCAUCAAAAUUAAGCAAGUUAGGAGUAUUUAUGAUUGUGAAUAAUAAGGGAAAGCUAGCAACACCACAAAGAAGCUGCUGUUAUUUUCUUAUUUUUGUUUUUCUCCAGUAGGCCUUCUUUGGAUGGCCGUUCCCUUGGUGUGUAAAAAUAAGUUUUUACGCUGAUCACAAUAAGAAUGGAACACUUGCUCUACCUCUUACUCCUUCACUAUAUUUGCCACCUUUUCACUGGGUGGGAUUGAUAAACUUGAACUAUGGAAAGACAAAAAAUAAAGGCUUUAUUGUUCAGUA
Messenger RNA from Melanotaenia boesemani (Boeseman's rainbowfish), 3292 nucleotides. RefSeq names its product dual specificity mitogen-activated protein kinase kinase 6-like. Gene Ontology annotation, biological process: protein phosphorylation; MAPK cascade. Bases 302 to 1327 code for a protein of 341 amino acids. The transcript has 12 exons. NCBI's taxonomy places the organism in Eukaryota, Metazoa, Chordata, Actinopteri, Atheriniformes, Melanotaeniidae. Gene Ontology annotation, molecular function: MAP kinase kinase activity; ATP binding. The record is from RefSeq and is a predicted model, not a curated record.